AAAGCGUGGGUGAGGGAGGGAAAGAAGGAGGGAGGGAGUAAAAUAGAGAAAGAGAGAGAUCAGAGAAAGUAGGAGAGGGAGGGAAAGAGAAGAAGAGAGGUUUGGAGUGAGAGAGAGGGAGAGAGAGAGUGGACGGUAUGAAUUCCUAUUUCACCAACUCGUCCCUCUCGUGCCACUUAACCGGAGCUCACGAGGUUUUGCCUAACGUGGCCCUGUCCAACUCGAGCACCUACGACCCCGUGGUCCGCCAUUUCCCAUCGUCCUAUGGCGCCGCUAACCGGAUGUACCGCGCGCCGUUCUACCCGCCGCAGGAAGACGUGAUGUUCGGCGCGAGCCGCGCACCGUACGACUACGGCUCCAACGCGUUUUACUCGGACAAAGACGCGAUUUCCGGUUGCAGACAAAGCUUCGCGCAGGACUUCACAACUUCACCGUCAUUAGAGCAAUGCAGAAGCGCGUGCCAGGAUCCAAAAAGCAGCAGCAUACAGAUUUAUCCCUGGAUGCAAAGGAUGAACUCGCACAGUGGUGUUGGUUACGGCUCUGACAGGCGCAGGGGUCGUCAGAUUUAUUCUCGAUACCAAACACUGGAGCUGGAGAAAGAGUUUCACUACAACCGAUAUUUAACACGGAGAAGAAGAAUCGAGAUCGCCAACACGCUGUGUCUAACCGAGCGACAGAUUAAAAUCUGGUUUCAGAACCGCAGGAUGAAAUGGAAAAAAGAGAACAAUCUGACCUCCACUCAAAACGAACAGGAAACACGGAAAGAGGAUACAGAAGGAUCCACUAAUGACACUAAGGAGUAGAUUUUUUUUGUUGCAUCAGGCACGUUGUAUAUACAUGAAACUACCUAAAAAAGUGCCAUAAUUAUGUAUGAUAUUUCAUGCAUAUGUAUAUUGAAAAAUAUGUUAAGAAACUACCUA
This is a messenger RNA of Ictalurus furcatus (blue catfish), 920 nucleotides long. Its product is annotated as homeobox protein Hox-C6-like. The transcript has 2 exons. Gene Ontology annotation, biological process: anterior/posterior pattern specification; regulation of transcription by RNA polymerase II. Bases 138 to 803 code for a protein of 221 amino acids. Gene Ontology annotation, molecular function: RNA polymerase II cis-regulatory region sequence-specific DNA binding; DNA-binding transcription factor activity, RNA polymerase II-specific. Gene Ontology annotation, cellular component: nucleus. Lineage: Eukaryota; Metazoa; Chordata; Actinopteri; Siluriformes; Ictaluridae. The record is from RefSeq and is a predicted model, not a curated record.